Hylaeus anthracinus is the source of this 1904-nucleotide messenger RNA. RefSeq names its product threonylcarbamoyladenosine tRNA methylthiotransferase. Gene Ontology annotation, biological process: tRNA methylthiolation. The record is from RefSeq and is a predicted model, not a curated record. Gene Ontology annotation, molecular function: 4 iron, 4 sulfur cluster binding; tRNA (N(6)-L-threonylcarbamoyladenosine(37)-C(2))-methylthiotransferase activity. Gene Ontology annotation, cellular component: endoplasmic reticulum. Bases 221 to 1846 code for a protein of 541 amino acids. NCBI's taxonomy places the organism in Eukaryota, Metazoa, Arthropoda, Insecta, Hymenoptera, Colletidae. The transcript is spliced from 3 exons.
CCCAUUUAACAACAGUUCCUAUAAUAUAAAGCAUUAAAAAUUAAUGGUAAAACAGUAUCAGCAGAUCAGCACGUGUGACAAGGUAUUCUAAAACAUAACCUAUAAAAUCGUUCAUAAUUUUGUUUUCAAUCUAUUUUUCUCUCUACUUCUAAUUGUUUUGCUUGAUCAUAAGGAUCUGGAAUGAAGUUGACAAAAGUAGCUUAAACGAUAUAUAACAAGAAUGCCAGCUCCGUGUGAGGAUAUCGUUGACGAUAUAGAGGAUUUAAUAUCGUCGCAAGACAUUACGCCUAAAGAACGAUAUAGUACAAGAAAAAAUAUUACUGUUCGUUCUAAACGUAAACAAUUGACAGAAGAACUACCACAACCUCCAAUUUUUAAUAGCAUCGUGCCAGGAACUCAAAAAAUUUAUCUAAAGACCUGGGGAUGUACGCACAACAAUUCUGAUAGUGAAUACAUGGCUGGUCAACUUGCAGCCUAUGGUUACAAGUUAACAGAAAAGAAGGACGAUGCAGAUUUGUGGGUGUUGAACUCCUGCACAGUAAAGAGUCCCGCUGAGGACCACUUUAAAAAUGAAAUUGAGGCAGGAAGGAAACAAGGGAAACAUGUUGUAGUAGCUGGAUGUGUACCACAAGGGGCUCCAAAGUCAUCUUUCCUGCAAGGAAUGAGUAUGAUCGGUGUACAGCAAAUCGACCGUGUUGUGGAAGUGGUGGAAGAAACGUUAAAGGGUAAUACGGUACGAUUUCUGCAACAAAAAAAGGAAGCUGGGAAAAAAAUUGGUGGUGCUUCUCUGAGUCUGCCCAAAGUACGGAGGAAUCCCUUAAUUGAAAUCAUAGCUAUAAACACAGGUUGCCUGAACCAAUGCACAUACUGCAAGACCAAACACGCGAGAGGCGAGCUUGGGAGCUACCUACCUGAACAGAUCAUAGAAAGAGCGACGCAAGCCUUUGAAGAAGGUGUCUGUGAAUUAUGGCUAACAUCCGAAGACACGGGUACUUAUGGCAGAGACAUUGGUACCAGCUUACCAGAACUAUUAUGGAAACUCGUCGAAGUGGUGCCUGAUGGCUGUAUGAUACGCGUAGGAAUGACCAAUCCACCCUACAUUAUGGAACACCUGGAAGAGAUGAGCAAAAUUCUGAGACAUCCAAAAGUCUAUAGUUUCCUCCACAUCCCUGUACAGUCGGGUAGCGACCAAGUGUUGGCUGAUAUGAAACGAGAGUACACAUGCGCUGAUUUUGAACAUGUUGUUAAUUUUUUGCGAGAACGUGUUCCAGGACUGACUGUAGCCACGGACAUAAUUUGCGGCUUCCCUACAGAGACAGAGAACGAUUUCGAGGAAACUAUGAAGCUCUGCGAAAAAUACAAAUUCCCGAGUUUGUUUAUCAAUCAGUUCUUUCCUAGACCUGGCACACCCGCUGCCAGAAUGCCGAAGGUACCCACGCAAGAGGUGAAGAAACGAACGAAAAGAUUAUCGGAGUUCUUUCAGUCCUAUUCGCCGUACGAUCAGAACAGAAUUGGGCUUGUCCAAGACAUACUGGUUACUGAAGUAUCUCACGACAAGAAGCACUACGUUGGGCACAAUAAAUCUUACGAGCAGGUUUUGUUGCCCUUGAAAGAUGAAUAUUUGGGGAAAAUGAUUAAGGUGGAGAUCGUAGAAACGACGAAGUACUCUAUGAAGGGCGAACCAAUAAACGAAGGUACUCCAUCGUCGUUGAAACCAUGUUUACCUAAAGGGACCGUGUCCGGAUUACCAAUGGAAAUGAAGCCAUCCAAGUAUAGGUUAGCAGCAAUUCUAGCAAUCUUUUUGGCUGUGAUUCUCAGGCUAUUAUGGAAGUUUCUAAUGGCGUAGAAAUGAACAGGGCAUUGUUGCUUACGUUGUAAAUAAAUCCAAUGCUUUUAUACUUAAA